Molecule: messenger RNA, 6363 nt
Organism: Bombus pascuorum
Lineage: Eukaryota; Metazoa; Arthropoda; Insecta; Hymenoptera; Apidae
Gene: acj6
Product: inhibitory POU protein
Exons: 4
Coding region: 1980-3170 (396 amino acids)
Biological process (GO): regulation of transcription by RNA polymerase II
Molecular function (GO): RNA polymerase II cis-regulatory region sequence-specific DNA binding; DNA-binding transcription factor activity, RNA polymerase II-specific
Source: RefSeq, a predicted model, not a curated record
ACUCUUUAUGCGUUAGCUGUACGUAAUUGCGUAGAAAACCGACGUAUACGUCACUGUGUUCAAGAUCUUUCAAUAAAUUAUUCCCAACGAUUACAACGAUAAAAUAAAAUGUAAUUUUAUUUAGUUUUAGAUCUGCAAAGGUACAUCGUGUAGCCAAUAUGAUCGCAUAAAAAUACGAAAAAAUACGAAGAGAUACGAGAGUCUAUGGAAUCUCUAAUACCGUCGUUAGCAAAAACGAAAUGAAAUCGUUCGAAAAUCUGUUCGACACGAUGAAUCGAUAAACAACGAUCUUAAACUCUGGUGUACGGAAUGGCGUGGAUAAAAUCGUAGAAAGUUUCCAAGGUAGAGGCAAUCCAUGGAAGAAUAUCGACACAAAACUAUGGUUCACAGUUGAGUCGCAAUUUUCAGGAUGUCGAAGAUAAAUGACGAAAGCGACGUGUAGUAGCAGCGAGUAGCAGCAGUAGCGACCUUGGUGUUAAGGGUGACUGAGAGCGACCAGUUUACGACGUAGCUACUAAUCCAACAGCAGGUUGGGCGACAGCCGAGCGAGAGAUUUCGCGGUGAUCGAACAAAAGCGCGUCGCGAGGGAAGAAAAGUAGGUAGACGACACGAGGCGUCUUCGACGAGACAAGGUUGCGCGGGGCAAGGUUCGGUAGGAACGCGGGGGUGGCUCGACGUUGGCUAGGAAGGGCGUGUAACGUCGGUGGGGGAGUGAAAACGAGACACGGAACGAGAUUCUAGGGGAGAGGAAAGGAAACGGGACGAACGAGGCGAAAAGAGGGAGGGUAAAACGCAGGGAGGAUGAAGAAACGGGUGGUCGCGGUUAGCGACACCCAUGCCGAACACGAAAGCAAAGCGAAAGAUGGCCGACGCGAAUCGUGCUAGGAGCGCACGCGUGACCGCGCUAAACUCCGCCUAUGCACGAUAUACCCCUUCGUCCCGGUUGUUCUCGGCUUACCUCGUGGCGAACAACCCCUCUGCUGUGAGCACGCGCCACUCUGCCAAUAUCCUGGAUCACCGACCAUCCCCUGUCCCGUCGUUUCCCUCUUCGUCCUUCGAUCCCUCCAUCCCCGCUGGAAGAGUUCAUCCGCGAAGCAUCGCUCGCCGCGCCGGCCAGUCAGCGCCAAAAAGUGCACAGUUUCGCCACAACAUCCCGUGUACCGUACGAUUCUACUACGUCGGUGACCGAAUCGUGACAAUCUGACGGUGGACAGUUUCUUCUUUCUUCGAAAAUUCCAAGUGGCUGUUGGUUCAGUGAUCGCAUCAGCGUGCCGCUACAAAUUCGAUCGCUCGGUCGUUCCUAUCUCGGUAACGUUUCACCAUUGCCGGACUCGUUCGGAAUCAGCUGCUCGCUCGACAGCAAAAUUAUUUAUUCACGCGUUCGGAGAAACGCGUCGCUACACCAUCUACUUUCCGUCUACGUCUGCAUCGCGAAGUGCGAGAUCUUCCGAUUCGAAGGAAUCGGAACGUUUGGCCGUCGCCAUGGUUCAGACAUAGAACUAAACCGAGUGCCAGUAAAAUCCAACCACCGUGUCCGUGAUCAUGUGCAUCAUGGACAUCGAAGAGAUCCGCGAUCUCUUCGACGAACGAGUUUAGUCAAAUCGACUGAAAUCGCCGCGGUUUGAUCGGUGGUGUCAAGAACGAAGAUGAGUGGUGGCUCGUAAAAGUGCAAAGAUCAAGUACUAUCGUAAGAACAACUGUAACAAUAGUACGGUGAUUCGUCGUUCGUAUAGUCGUGCCGCGCUAGUGAGUCUCGCGAUUAGUCUCGAAGCGAUUUGACGAAAGCGAAUGUGAAGGUACUCUGAGAGGAAAUUGGGUGUAGAGAGGACAUCGAUAAUUCUUCUUACACAGAUGCGAACCGCGAACACUGAUGUGAAGAGGAAGCGCGGCUACCGCUGCUGGUAUCGUUCUGUUUGAGGGCGUCGGUUUUCGACUGGUUUAGGUCUAAGCCUGGCAGCUUAGCCUUGACUAGCUUCAGGAUGAUGUACUCGCCGGACAAGAUGAUGGGGAGCAAGGGACUCCACGGGGCACCCAUCACGGCCCCGGGCUGUUUCCCUUCGGGAAGGUAUUCGCCGCCGCCUUAUCGUGCCGCACCGGAUCCCAUGCCGCCACCACCGCGACGCUGUAUGCCCAACCCUACCAGUCGUAUAUUGGAAGAUGCCUCCAUUAUGUGCAAUUCCUGGUCACCGAGGCAUAACGGUGACUUAUUCGGGGGACUGAACAGCGGUCUACAAGACGGCUUACUUUCGAGGGCGGAGGCUUUGGCGGCGGAUUUGGGAAAACACAACGCGGGCACCCCAAUGCCUUUGAAGCACGACCCUGUUUCCGUCUAUCAUCAUGGAACCCACAUGCCAACCCCCCAUCCAAAUAACCGGCCACAUCAUCAGGUACAUUCACACCUCUUUAUGAGCCAUCCAGGAAUGGAGAGUCUGGACAUGUUGGAUCCAGCAAACUCAAUGACCACGUUGACGCCAAUGUCAGAGAAUACCGGCGGUGGACCAGGUCAUCAUGCUGGAAUUCAUGGUCCCUCGGUUUACGGCGGGAUGAACGGAAUGAUGGGCCAUCAUCAUCAUCACGGAAACUUGGGCGGCGGCGGAGGUAGCGUACCACAUCCGGCUCAUCAUCAUCCAGCGAUGGCGGCGGCAGCAGCGGCAGCCGCGGCCGCGGGUCUUCAUCCCGAUGCAGACACAGAUCCACGAGAGUUGGAAGCGUUCGCAGAAAGGUUCAAACAGAGACGCAUCAAGCUGGGCGUGACGCAAGCCGAUGUCGGCAAAGCUUUGGCAAAUUUAAAGUUACCAGGCGUUGGAGCGCUAUCUCAAUCCACGAUAUGUCGGUUCGAGUCGCUCACGUUAUCGCAUAACAACAUGAUCGCGUUGAAGCCGAUCUUGCAAGCGUGGUUGGAGGAAGCAGAGGCCCAGGCGAAGAACAAGAGACGAGAUCCCGACGCUCCGUCGGUGUUACCAGCCGGCGAGAAGAAAAGAAAGAGAACGAGUAUAGCCGCGCCCGAGAAACGUUCUCUGGAGGCGUAUUUCGCUGUGCAACCACGGCCGUCCGGUGAGAAGAUCGCCGCGAUCGCGGAGAAGCUGGAUCUGAAGAAGAACGUGGUUAGAGUUUGGUUUUGCAACCAACGGCAGAAGCAGAAGCGCAUGAAAUUCGCGGCUCAACAUUGACCCGAGGGUGGCUUGUGACAGCAAAACUGACCGUAUCAGUUGCCCAGUCUCGAGCCUAAACCAGAACCCUUGACCGAGUUUCAGGGAUGGCCGUAAACAGAAACGGACAAUAUAAGAGCACGAAAGACGCGAUCGCUGUGGGAAUGGAAUUAUGUACAUACGUACAAUCGUAACCAGCAAUGGAAUUUAAACGUAGUACGUGGUUAACUGUUCUACGUGGUUGCUGACGGUGGAGUCAUUGGAAUUGCAAGUGAUGCGCGUACGACUUCUCGGUUUCAAGCGGAUCGCAAACGUAUUAGCUCGAUGCUGCGGCCAAAUAAGAGUAAGCGAUAGUCAGACUGUCACAGGCUUUAUGCGAAAUAUUUUACGGUCAUUGCGCGAGCGCGUGUGACGUUCUCGACGCGUCUCCAGUCUCCCGGCGAAUUUUCCACCGGAACCGACGACGCUUGACGAAUCGAUUCACGAACCUCUUCCCUCUUCGCUUUGCCAUUUUAACUUACUCGUAACUUUACGCUACCAUUCUAAUUACGAUGAAUAACAGAUUCGCAAACCGUCGUUCGAAUGUUUACUGGUUCACGAUUUUCCUCUUGUCGAUACGCGGAACAAAAUUAAUCGUUGCAAUUAAUAACAAUUAAUUCGUCGUUAAACAAAUUUUUUCGAUUAUAGCGUUAAGUUAAGAAACAUGCUUCUCCCUUCUAUGUAAAGAUUCAAGUAUAUUCGAGUCGAUUUCGUUUAUCGUAGCUUUAAGUUCUGCCGUUCGAAGCGAAGAUUAAAAUCCACUUUUCGAUUCUAAAGCAAAAAUUGGAACCACGCGAUUCGAAAAUAAAGAAAAUCUUACCACGUAUGCGGUACCAGUCAAUAUUUAGUUGAGAGGGCUGAACGCCAGAUCUGCUAACGUAAUCGAUGAAAAUUCAGCAACUUGAUAAAAGUACGUAAUAAGGAUCGCUGACGUUACAUGCUAUAUACCGAAAAUGUGCUACAUGUUGCAUAAGAAUAUCGUAUAAAAUGACAUAAAAGAACCCUUACGGAAUCUCUAGAUCAAAUCAUCUGUAAAGUGAGAUAGAAUUUGCGAAGCAUAUCAGCUACGAUCGCGAUAAAACAGUUUACGAGCGUACCCCACCUUUAGACCAACUUCUGUAGACUGGAAAUCAGGUUCGAAGGUUACCGAAUUUAGCGUAUAUCUAAAGUCAUAUUUUCCAAUUGUUCAUAACCUCGUAAAACAAUAUUUUCUAACUUGAUAAAAUUUUGUGCCUUCGAACUUUCUAUAUUUUACGUGGAAGAUCUCCAUCGAUAAACGUACUAAAGAUCAGCGGAGACUAUAAACUGUUUAUCGAAAUUACAUAUACGAAAUAUAAUUUGAUUAAGUGCUUCCAAAAAUAUCAAAAUAUAUUUCUCUAAGUACCUAUAUGAAUAAAUAAUCAUACAGAAACGGAUUGCAAAAUAAUUUAUACUUUACGUUCGUACGCGUAACUAAUUCUAAUUUAUAAAAUUUGUAAAAUAUGUAUUUGUAAAAUUAGAGAGGCCAGGAAACAUUUGAAUUUUCAAUUCUGAUUUCUGUCGUAACGAGACAAAAGAAGAGGAAGAGGAUUGUUCGCGAACGGGCAAGAGUCGAUCACAACGAAAACCAAAUAGCCGAAUAAUCAUCGAUGCGUCUUGAAAAGUACAAUUCGAAACAUAAAAUAUAAAAGUACGUAUUGUUAUAAAAACGACGCGCGAGUACGUCGUGCCGAACAAAUAAGUGAUAUUAAUCCUAAUAAAGACACUCGCAAUAUGUAGUCACGAUCAGUCACGAUCAGUGCAGUGUAAAAAGUGAAGAGCUAGAGCAAGAGAGAGAAAGAGGUAUGUGUGUGUGAUAAUGAUAAAAGUAAGAGUGAAAGGUCGAUACACUCGAUUUUGGAACGAAUUCUUUUAUUCUUACGAAUCGCCGUCUGUGUACGUAACGUUGCGUUCGCGUUGCUCGAAGAAAUAAAAAUAAAUCGUUGCGUGAUCGAUUCAAAUUUCUGUUUUACAAAAAGAAGAUUUUCCGAUCGAUCGAAACAUAGUUGAAUGUUUGUAAAGAAUUUUUAGCGUUUGUUUGCGUCUACGAUAAUUAUCGACUCUAAAUAUCGCGAAUAUCGAUGUUACGCGUUUAUUUAAUUAAUACGUAAUAUUUGCAACGUUAUAUCUUUUACGAAAUAUAUUCGCGACCAAUUUUUCCUGUCUUGUUACGAUAUUUAGAUACUUUAUCGCGAUAUUCGUUGAUCGUACCUGUGUAGAAUUUUCAUGUAUUUCUAUGGCAAACGAUAUGCGGAUUUGGCUGCGACGAUGAUUCGUUCCAACGCGGUGUAUCGAUUAGUAAAAUGCGCGAAAACGAGGAUGGAAGAAUGAACGGAGAUGAAAAAGCAAGACGAUGUGAUGAGUGAAAGGGGAAAAAGGGAUUAACAGGAUGUAUUACGUAGUGAUAUUGGACAAUCAGUGAAAAGACUGUAUCAUAUCAUAUUGAAGCAAUACCGUAGUAUUAGUCGACGAAUAAACUUUAUUUAUAUUGUUCGUGAUGAACCGCGCGUUUCCUGUGCAUCGACGAAAGUUACUUGUAAAGGAAGCAAAAAUAGAAAGGGCAAAGAAAAGGAAAAAAAGGGAAAGAGAUAAGGGAAAAUGCCAAAAAAGCGACGUCGUUCGGUUAACUUCACCUCCAGACAAAUCAAUAUAAUAUGUAUUAAAAUGCAAUAUUUUCGAUGCUAGAACAGCAUGAUUCGAAGCGUAGUUAUAAUAAACAACGAGACUCUGUGUGACAUCGGAAGCGCGGUUGAUCGCACGACGAAAACUGAGAAAUUGAUAUCCCCCGGUUCUUGAAAAACUGCUCGCUGUAUUUCACGACCGCGGCGCGGGUGCGAUUAUAUUUUUGUUUCCUCACCGAUUUCGCUGUCCCUUGCUGCGGCAACGAAACUCGCUAAAACGUGAGUUUCGAAAACCAAAAAGGAAAAAAAAAAAAAAGGACGAAAUCCUCGUACAACUGUGCACGCCAGAGCCGAUCACGAGUCGAUCGAUCGAGAGCCGAACUAAACGGCGUCGAGGAACGAUCGAGGAAAGUACGAAAACGCGGAUGUCAGUGUACCGAGUGCGUGAUCAGGCUCGAAUUGCCGCGUGCACCGAGCAAUACCGCGAGGAUGUUCGACGAUAACAGCGAUAUGUCAUUGUAAUAGUUAAAAUAUAA